ACCGUAAGUUCAGAGGAAAAAUAAAAAGACGCACUCAAUUUUUUUCUGAGCAAGAAAAAUCAAAAUGGCGAACUCUCUGCAACGAUUAUGGAGCCAUGGUCGAGCCCUGGGCACAAAAACGGGUCAAUUGUCGCGACCGUUUUCAGCAACAACAGACGCAUUGGUAGAAGCGGAGAUGAAGCCCAGCGAGAUCGGCACGGUCUCCGGAAUUCCAGAGGAGCAUCUCCGCCGUAAGGUGGUAAUUUAUUCACCUGCUAGAACUGCAACUCAACAAGGAUCUGGUAAAAUCGGAAGAUGGAAAAUUAAUUUCAUGUCAACCCAAAAGUGGGAAAAUCCAUUGAUGGGUUGGACAUCCACAGGGGACCCAUAUGCCAAUGUUGGUGAUGCUGGAUUCAAUUUUGACAGUGAAGAGGCUGCAAAGGAAUUUGCUGAACGACAUGGUUGGGAAUACACGGUUAAAAAGCGCCACACACCUCUGCUGAAGGUAAAAGCAUAUGCAGACAAUUUCAAGUUCAAGGGUCUUCCUAAAACUGAAGCCAACUGAUUGCAUUUCUUGUCCGUUAUGUUUCUCUGCUCCGUAAGACAGAAGUUGCACAACAUUGCUCGCAAUUCUAUUAAUGUAGGAUGUAGCAGCGAUGGACGUUCUGUGAUAAUACUUGUUCCAGGCAAACCUUUUUCAUAAUAAAGAUUGAUGGGUUCACUCUUGUAAUUUUUUUCUUUGUUUCCAUCUAUGAAAAGCUGCAAAAGAAACGCAUUUUACA
Mercurialis annua (annual mercury) is the source of this 761-nucleotide messenger RNA. Its product is annotated as NADH dehydrogenase [ubiquinone] iron-sulfur protein 4, mitochondrial. Gene Ontology annotation, biological process: electron transport chain. The transcript has 5 exons. Bases 65 to 544 code for a protein of 159 amino acids. NCBI's taxonomy places the organism in Eukaryota, Viridiplantae, Streptophyta, Magnoliopsida, Malpighiales, Euphorbiaceae. The record is from RefSeq and is a predicted model, not a curated record.